This is a messenger RNA of Hyla sarda, 440 nucleotides long. Its product is annotated as small proline-rich protein 2D-like. The transcript is spliced from 8 exons. The record is from RefSeq and is a predicted model, not a curated record. NCBI's taxonomy places the organism in Eukaryota, Metazoa, Chordata, Amphibia, Anura, Hylidae. Bases 14 to 370 code for a protein of 118 amino acids.
GCAUCCAACAACCAUGUCUGGAGUGAAGGGACACCAAAAGAAAAGUGCAGACCCUUGCCCACCCCCGCAAAAGUCCUACCAGGACCCUUGUGCACCAGAGCCAUGUCAGGAACCAAGGCUUCCCCCUCCACAAGUUUGUGAACCAGAGCCCCAAGUUUGUAACCCAGAGCCACAAUGUAAGGAGCCAGAGAUUCAACAAGUUUGUAACCCCGAGCCACAAUGUAAGGAGCCAGAGAUUCAACAAGUUUCCAAUCCAUGUAAGGAGCCAGAGCUUCCACAAGUUUGUGAACCUGAGCCACUAUGCCCUCCCCCCCAAGAGAAAUGCACACAAUCUCAUCAAAGAAGAGAACACAAAGGUGUCAAGAAGUAAAAAACUGUACACUGAAAAAGCAGCGACAGCCUUAUGAAAUGUAUCAUGCUUUCUCUACUUCAUGUUUGCC